Aethalodelphis obliquidens (Pacific white-sided dolphin) is the source of this 4748-nucleotide messenger RNA. RefSeq names its product zinc and ring finger 1 (gene ZNRF1). The record is from RefSeq and is a predicted model, not a curated record. Gene Ontology annotation, biological process: protein K48-linked ubiquitination; proteasome-mediated ubiquitin-dependent protein catabolic process. Lineage: Eukaryota; Metazoa; Chordata; Mammalia; Artiodactyla; Delphinidae. Gene Ontology annotation, cellular component: cytoplasm; membrane; intracellular membrane-bounded organelle. The coding region runs from base 645 to 1211 and encodes 188 amino acids. The transcript is spliced from 3 exons. Gene Ontology annotation, molecular function: ubiquitin protein ligase activity.
GCGAGGAGCGCCGGCGAGCGCAGCCCGGGACCGAGCAGGGCGGUGCGGCUGGCGGGGCAGGCGGCGGCGGCGGCGGCUGCGGCUGGAGCGAGAGCGCUACGCCACGCGACCGCGGCUUCCCGAGUUCCGCCUGGCUGCCCAGCGCCGCAGCCCGCCCGAGGCCUGGAGGGGUCCGGGUCGCCGUCCAUGGUCGCGGCGUCCUGAGGCGGGGGACGCGCCCGGCGCCCCCAGCCCUCCUCCGCCUCCUGCUGUCGGGCGGGCCGCCUCCUCGGGCGCCUCCCUGCGCCCGCCCGCCCGCUCGCCCGCCGCCUCCCUCCCUCCUUCCUUGCAGCUCCCCCGGCUUUCGGGGGCCCGGGGGCGGCCUGUGGCGCGCCGAGCCCGCGCCGGACUGCGCCUCUUUGGACCUUGAGGGGAAACAUGCGUUUGGCUUGGAUCGUUUUAAAUUCUUAGUUUGGGAUCCCCGCUCGCCUGCCUCUUCCGCCCGCGGGUUUUCUUUUCUUUUUUUCUUUUUUUUCCUUUUUUCUUUCCCGGUCUCCUUUUUUGACUCCCUCCCCCUUUAUGCUCGCCCAACCCUCCCCCCGCUGCUGAGAAGUGGGGGAGGGUCUCGGCCUCCAGGUUCCCGCCCCACCGGGGCCCGGGCGAGCAUGGGGGGCAAGCAGAGCACGGCGGCCCGCUCCCGGGGCCCUUUCCCGGGGGUCUCCACCGAUGACAGCGCCGUGCCCCCGCCGGGAGGGGCGCCCCACUUUGGGCACUACCGGGCGGGCGGCGGGGCCAUGGGGCUGCGCAGUCGCUCGGUCAGUUCGGUGGCGGGCAUGGGCAUGGACCCCAGCACGGCCGGGGGGGUGCCCUUUGGCCUCUACACCCCCGCCUCCCGGGGGACCGGCGACUCCGAGAGGGCGCCCGGCGGCGGAGGGUCGGCGUCCGACUCCACCUAUGCCCACGGCAAUGGUUACCAGGAGACGGGCGGCGGUCACCAUAGAGACGGGAUGCUGUACCUGGGCUCCCGAGCCUCGCUGGCGGAUGCUCUACCUCUGCACAUCGCACCCAGGUGGUUCAGCUCGCACAGUGGUUUCAAGUGCCCCAUUUGCUCUAAGUCUGUGGCUUCCGACGAGAUGGAAAUGCACUUUAUAAUGUGUCUGAGCAAACCUCGCCUCUCCUACAACGUGAUACCUAGCGAGAAAAGAGAGGAGAGUCCAGUCCAGUCCCGCUGAAGAAGCAAGCCCCAGGUCUCAUCCCCUUGCCUGGCUCCCGCCCCCUACCCCAGCCUGGACCUGACAGGACAGACAGAGCGCAGCUCAUGCAGCAAACUGUUUGGGACUGAGGGAAUUCUGACUUGCCCCUGGGCUCCCAGCUGACUCACCAAUCAGAAGGGGACGCUGAUUCGGAAUCAGUAAUGUUGCUGUGUUCCCAAGGAAAUCAUAAGUGAGGAGGGAAGCACGGAAAAGGGGCUGUAUCCCAGAUCCUCACUUUACAGAUGAGAUGCCGGAGACAGAGAGUGGGAAUAAAUGCCCAAGAAGGUCCGCAGCGACUGCCUUCUCAGAGCUGGUCUAUUUUUCCUCCCGUCUUUAUUGGAGUUUUUUCCUCCUAGUAUUUUAUUAUGAAAAAUGUCAAACGUACAGCAAAGUUGAGAGUUUUGCAGUAAAAACCAAAAUCCCCCCACCUAGAGUGUGCAUUGUACUGUACUUGCUCUAUCACGUCUCUCCACCCACCAAUCCGUAUUAUCCUUUCGAUACAUUUCAGAGUGAAAUGAAAACACUAGUCUGUUUCUUUAUUGGGGGUUGUUAAUUAUAAAAGUAAUGCCUGUUCAAACAAUUCAAAAAUAUAUAAAAAUAUUUUUCUUCUAAUCCUCCUUUCCUCCGCUACUAUUAAAGUGUGUGUUUCCCUCCAGACUUCUUCCUGGGCUUCCACAUACACAAAUAUUUAAAUGUGUAUGGUAUCUAGUGCUUUUUUAAAAAUGGGAUCAUACCCUUUUACAGAUGUGCCCCUUGCCACGUUUGGAGUCUGAGGUGACACUCCAGUGGCAGACCGACUGUGUGCUGUCUGCUCUUCCCUCCACGUCGCCCUUUCAGGUGGGCUCUGGGGCUUUGGGUUAGGCAGAUCUUAACAGAGAACAUGACCACAGGCUGUCCUGGUGGCCUGGAAGCUGAAAGUGACUUCUCUCCCAGCUCUUGUGCAUAAGGACUUAAGUAUUGAGUUGACUCUAUCUUAGUUGUUUUCCUUGGGGUUCCUGAUGGGGGGCUCUGAGUCACCAUACCCUUCUAGGCCAUGAAGAAUCCUCAUUUUAUGGGCCCCAGAUGCUUCCCCUUCCACUAAAGUUAUCAGAGGGCACAAAGAAACCGCAGUGGUGGAGGGCAGCCCCACAGAGGGUCCCUGGCCCUGCCCCAUUCAUGAGCCCUUUGACUUCGGCAAGGUGUCUGACUCUCUGGCUACAGUGUCCCCUUUUGCAAAACAGGAAUGACACCGUGUACCCUGCCCGGCUUGUAGGAUCCUGAGGCUCACUGAACACACGUGAAAUCUCAGUGUGUAUCGUUGGCAGUGUUCACGAUCGGUUAAAAUCUUUCAGAAGUGGGGAGUUGCCCUGCUUCAGGCUUUGCUUUCUUUACAUCCAGAACCUGUUCUCAGGGUACUUCUCCUAUGGUUCUGAGAACUUCUGGGUAACCUUUUGCUGACUUCACCUCUCUCACCUGCCUUUCAAAAAUUAGAAUUCACCUGGGUUCAGUCGUCUGCCUUCUUGAGAUUUGUCUAAGCUCUUUAUCCCACAUCCACCCCUGUUGCCCACAUCUCUCCUCUAAACCCCAGAUCUGGACUUGAAUGGACUCCAGCAGGUUUCCAUUAGCGCGUCCUGGGGGAGACGCCCGGUCAGCGCCUACCACCCAGCUCUGAGCUCAUCAUUACUUCCCAAGCUGGGCCUCCUUCUGGCUCCCUCUUGCUCUGACAAGUGUGCGCUCCCCUCCCCUGGCCCCCGUUUGCCCAGCUGCCCCAAUUCAUGCCAUCCACCUCCCCCCAUUGCUGGUGCCGGCCUUGAGUUCAUCUCUCCUGCACCCGGCAUUAGCCUCCAUAGCAGGCUCCCCAUCUGUGGGCUCUUCCAGUCAUUUCCAGUAGUUUCAGGAGACUAGAUGUGAUCAGUGCGUCUCCAAGGCCCUUCAGUGACCCAGAUAAAGGCCAGGUAGCACAGCAGGAUACAAGUCCGUCCUCAGGAAAUGGGUCUCACCUACCCCCCCCCCCCACGGCCCCAGGACUCUGCACCUACUACAGCAAACAUCCUGCCUUGCCAGGUGCACAGACGCUGUCCCCUUUGCCCGGAAUAGCCCUCCCUGAACAGUCCCCACCCCGACUGGGCAUCUCCCGUACUUCUCACAUCUGGAUCUGUGUGUGUCGUAAGACUUCCAGGAAUUCCUGUGCUGUUCAUUUCUGUCUUCUUGUUCAGCCGCCCCUGCUAGGCUAUGAGUUUCUUGAAUCCUGAGACCGUGGCUUAUUCACUGAGUCGCCAGUGCCCAGAAUGUCAUAGAAAUGUCGUAGGGGAUGCUGGCUCGGCCCCCUGCUGUGCUCGGGCUGUCCUGGCCACGGCUUUGCUUGGGGCCGUGGUGGGCAGCAGCUCCCUUCCAUUCCUUCUUUUCUGGUGGGGUGUGGGGUGUCUUUUCUAAAUAUUUAACUGAGUUAAAAUUUGUAUAACACACAAGUAACCAUUUUUACGUGUACAGUGCAGUGGCAUUUGGGACAUUCACAAUGUUGUGCAACCACCAUCUCUUGUCUAGUUCCAAACAUGUCAUCAUCCCAGAAGGAGCUCCUUGCGUGACUCCACUCACAUGAAGGAGCUAAAGCAGUCAACCCCAUAGAACCCGAGAGUAGAAGUGUUGACAGGGGAGAGGGAAACAGGCAAUUGCUAUUCAACUGGCAGAAGGUUUCAGGUAUGGGGCUUCCCUACAAUAGUAGACUGUACUCUUACAUUUUUAUUAAGAGGGUAGAUCUUAUGUUAAGAGAUCUCACGUUACCACAAGAAAAACAAAGGAAAAUCGCUUACUCAUUAAGCAGUCACUCCCUAGUGCCCCCUGCCCCCAGCCCCUGACCUACUUUUUUGUCUCUGAAUUUGCCUCCUCUGGACAUUUCACAUAAACGGGAUCAGAAAGCAGGUGGCCUUUUGCAUCUGGCUCCUUCCACUCGGCACCAUGUUUUCAAGGUGCACCCAUGUUGCAGCAGGCGUCAGCCCUCCACCCCUUUCCUGGCUGAGGGGAUACGCUGUUGUGUGGGUCCACGCGGUUCAUUUCUCCAUUCAUCCGCUGGCGGACCUUUGGGUUGUUUCCACCUUUGGCUCUUGUGAAUAAUGCUGCCGUGGACACACAUGUACGCGUAUUUGCUGGGGUACCCGUUUCUUCCCUUCACCCUUGCCUCGUACCACUCUCCUCAUCACCAUUUUUUCCAAACCAGAAAUCCAGUGCACCUGGUCUGUGUGUAUGUUUAGGGGGAAAGUCUGUUCAGGGAACCAUUCUGUCUCGUGCUGCCUCUGCUGCAUGUCUCCUCCUCUCCAAGCUUUUUUCGUCCUUCAUCACCUGGGCCGCUUACUUGGUGAUUAAUCCCAUUUUGUCUUCAGGUAGUUAGUGUGUGGUUUGCGUGUCUUGUGUCCACAGUGAGGACCUUUACAUCAAGGUCUCUCUCGGGCUUUCGCUGACUCAGGUGACCCAUGCAGUCCCAAGCAGCUCCUAGAUCCCUGCCUGCUGGUGACUGACCCCCCACUCUCCUCUGUCCCCCCU